Molecule: messenger RNA, 996 nt
Organism: Metarhizium album ARSEF 1941
Lineage: Eukaryota; Fungi; Ascomycota; Sordariomycetes; Hypocreales; Clavicipitaceae
Exons: 1
Coding region: 1-996 (331 amino acids)
Source: RefSeq, a predicted model, not a curated record
AUGGAACCCGAGCCUAAAGCACCGCCAAGAACCACCAUCAGGGGGCAGCAUGCAUAUCUUCCCCCGGAGCUGAUUCUGCAGGCCAUGGACUGCCUCGUCCCGUGCGGGCGGCACGUCAUCCUGCCUCCCAAACACAUCAUCACCAAGACCCUGGUGGCACUGACGACGGUCUCCCGCGCGACCUACACGCACGCCUCCCGACUUCUCCGCCAGCACUGCGUACACAUUGACUCGAGCCAGCGUCUUGCCACGUAUCUGCUCUGCGUCCCGCGCAUGGUACCGACCUUGCCGCCGGUCCUCUCCCUUGGAAACGUCACGAGCCUCUACCUUGGGCUGUUCGGGGCCCCCCUGGACGAUCAGCCGACGGCCGAAUGUGUGCGCGAGCUCCUCUGCGAGGUGAGCGAUUCUCUCCGCCGGCUGGUGGUCCACAUGCAGUUUUCCAGCCUCGACCCUCUCGAAGACCAUGUCAGCGUGCGGCGGACGCUGCGCGAGGGCUUCGAGCAGCUCACCAAGGUGGAAGAGUUUACGUGUCUGGCCGAGUAUCCGGCGCUGAGCGUGCCCGAGGCGCACACGGACGUAUGGCGUCUGUGGCCGGACCUCAAGCGCCUCACGCUGUUUGGCGUGCCGCUCGACAACCACUGGCUCUGGUGGGAUAUAGCUACGCUCCCGGAAUUGCGGCACGUGGUGUUGGCGCAGCCGCAGAGGGUGGACGUGGCGGACAUCAAGGACGAGUAUUUCCACAAGCUGCCCCGGGACGACCCGCGUCUGGGGAGGAUGAUGCGCAUCGUGCUGCUGGACGCGGCGUACAAGAUUGGGACGGUGAGGACGGCGAGGUGGAGCGAGGUUGAUCCGGAGGGCAAGAUGGAGGUGGAAACGUACGAGGUCCCGAGGCCGUUUUACGGGGACGAGAGUGACGGGGAGCUGGUCACGGAGUGGGUGAGGAGGGGGGCUUUGGACGGCACAUUGUGGGAGUGGAAGGGGGACAGGGUGGCUUGA